AGGAUCAGAGUCAGAAGAAGAAGAAGGGCAAAGCCAAGAGGCCCAGCACGGAGUCCAAGAGGGACGAGGCCUCGUUUCGGGCGCGGACCGAGCAGGAGAACCAGGCGCUCAUCCGAGAGUGGAGCCAGUACGCCCACCCGCGGGCCAGGGAGUUCUUCCAGACCGAAGAGGUGAUGAUGGACGUCCUCAUGCAGCUGGCAAUGGGCAUCGACAGGGACAGCGACCCCGUGCUCGGGCCAGACGACCAAUGCGUUUACUGGUAUGGGGACGUGACGAAAGACGACCAGCAGGCGGCGAUCAGGAUCGGGAGGAUGGUGAAGCCCGGAGAGUCGUCGGAGUCGGUAACGUACGUGAACCGGGUUUUGGCCUUCAUAUUCGCGACCGAUGAGUCCUUCGAGCAGCUCAUGAAGCUUCCCAAGGAGCCGUUCAAGAUGAAUUGCGGUGACCAGCUCUGCGUGCACCUCGCGCACAUAUCGCUCGCCGUCGAGGGUAACGGCGCGGCUAGCAGCAGCUAGCGGCAGCAGGUGGAAGCAUUGACUGGAGUUUUGCAUGCACUGGCGACCUGGAGCGCCAACUUUUUCUGCCAUCCAGUUUUCGUGAGUAUUUCACCUGUCCCUCCUUGGUCGCCUCCGAGGCUGGUGGCUGGAGGCUGGGGACUGGAGCCAUUGUCUUCCAGGGUGUGCGCUCUCACAGUGCACAUUUGGCUUGCCCCUGCCGCGGGAAGCCGAGACUUUCUCGUUGAUCAAACCUGGGGUGCUGUGUAAGAUGAUGUACCCUUUUUAUAUAGAGAGAUGCCACCAACCGCACUGGAGCCAUACAUGCUACCCGGCGUCAC
Prorocentrum cordatum is the source of this 835-nucleotide messenger RNA. The record is from the annotation of a GenBank genome assembly. NCBI's taxonomy places the organism in Eukaryota, Dinophyceae, Prorocentrales, Prorocentraceae.